CACUACGAUAUCUUGUACAAAAUUUACUUUUGCCAUUUGUUUUCAUCUGACAUUUAACAAAUAAAUUUAGUUGGUAACGCGAAAGCGAUGGCAGUGAAGAAAAUUUCCUUUUAAAAUAUCAAAUACAAGUGAGUAAAAUAAUACAAGUGGUACACGCUAAGGCAAUACUUAGGAUAUGCAUGGUGUACCGCUUGAGAUCUACUAAAUCAAAAUUUCUUUUUGCUUGCAAACAAAUCUUUCAAAACGCGAUUUUCUCCACUACCUAAUAAUUUUCGCUAAUUGGUACGACAAUUAAAUUAAAAGAAUCAGGCAACCACUGUUAUUUGACAGAAAAGUGCAAUCCACUGGAAGUAGAGCAAGAAACGAAUGACAUUCCCAGCAAUACCGAUUUUCGUUAGUCAUUUUUUAUUAAAAAUUUCUUCGGUUUAGUGCGGAAAACGCAACCGUUGACCGAAAAAAACUAAACAAUACAAUAUUAAAUUAAUUAGGAGUGCAUAAAUACAACUAAAGGUCAAUUGAGAGCACAAUUUUUGACAACGUAAUAAAAAAAAACAUAUUGAUUGCUUGAAAAGUGCAGCAGAAGGCCAAAGCAAGAAAUAAAAAUAAGAAGGGGGAAAAACAACAAAAGGAUAGUGAAAAUCGAUUGCAAAAGACGUGAACAUUUAAACAAGUGUAAGAUCGUUAAUACGCAGUGCAAAAUUUAUUAAUUAGUUCUUCAAUUGAGCUCUUUAGCUGAGUAUUUGUUUGAAAUGGGAAUUUUUACGCAAUCGACACCGUUUGAUGCGGAUAUUGAAAAAACUACAAGCGAAACAAAUACAAACGAAAAUUGGUCUCUUAUUCUGGAUGUGUGCGAUAAAGUCUCAUCCAAUCCUCGCAGCGCCAAAGAUUGCCUGAAGGCAAUAAUGAAACGUAUGGGCCAUGCUGACCCACAUGUUGUAAUGCAGGCGCUAACACUAUUAGAUGCCUGUGUAAAUAAUUGCGGUAAACCAUUUCAUUUGGAAAUCGCUUCACGUGAAUUCCAAAACGAAUUCAGGCGUCUGUUAGCGAAAGCGCAACCGAAAAUAUCGCUGAAAAUGCGUCAAGUGAUUAAAAGCUGGGCUGAAAGCGAUUUUAGGAGUGAUCCUGAAUUGAAUUUGAUACCAUCGCUUUAUAUGAAAUUGCGCCUAGAAGGCUACGACUUCAGCAAUCUGAACGAGAAUCCGCCAAAGUCAGCAGCAAAAUUGACUGCUUUGAAAGAUCCCAAUGUGGUGAGCAGCCAACAAGAGGAAGAUGAUAUUGCCAAAGCGAUAGAGCUAUCGUUGAAGGAGACCAAGAAUAGUCCCAAGAUACAAAGUAGCAGCAAUGCUGGUGCCGCUGCUAGCGCUAGCACGAAUGCUGCUUCGGCUUAUUCCUCAUUGUAUCCGUCAUUUUCGGGUUCUGGUUCGUUGGCGAGCAUUACUUCUACCGGUGGCGCCUCAAAUAAUUCCACCAAUUCGCAGCCCGAGCCACGUAAAGUACGCGCCUUGUAUGAUUUCGAGGCAGCCGAAGAAAAUGAGUUGACAUUCUUUUCUAACGAAAUUAUACAUGUGUUGGAUGAUUCUGAUCCGAAUUGGUGGAAAGGCUAUAAUCAACGUGGCGAAGGUCUAUUCCCAUCGAAUUUCGUAACUGCCGAUUUGUCUGUCGAUCCGGAGCGUUUGGAUAUCAAUCAACAAAAUAAAACGAAAAAGAGCGUACAAUUCGAGGAUGAUGCCAAAGCAUUGCAAUUAAAGACUGAAGCUGCCGCUGCGGCAGUUGCUGAACAACGAAUCGAAAUCGAUGAAGAGAAAAUCGAUCGUCUCUUGCAUCUGUUGCACGAGGCGAAUCCUGAGGAUCCCUCGCAGGAUAGCGAAGAAAUGUUGCGUUUAGAACAGGAAGUACAUCAGAUGGGUCCACUGAUCGACACCGAACUCGAGCGUGUCGAUCGUAAGCAUGCACAACUCACACAGCUCUCCAGUGACUUGGUGGACGCCAUCAAUCUUUAUCAUUCACUAAUGCGCGACGAUCACAUGACACUGGCUGGUGGCCCACAGGCUGCUGGUUAUAUGGGUGGCAUGCCGCCCAUAACCGGCGCGUUGCCUGGCUUAGCUUAUCAGGGUGUGCCGAAUCCACAGAUGCUGUACGGUGCCGCUGGCUAUCCGGGCAAUGCAAAUUUUCCACCACAUAUGCAGCAAGCAGCACAUAUGCCGACACAUAACUAUGGUAUGCAAUCGUUGCCCUACGGAAAUCCAGGACAGUUGCCCGGCAAUGUUGCGCCAGUCACCACUGCUGCACCAGUAGCGGGUGGCGCUUACUCUAUACCCCAGCAGUAUCAAAAUGGACGCGUCAACGCGUCACAGCUUAAUGGCAACGUAUCUGGUGGUGUUGGCUUGAAUUCACUGCCUCCGUCUAUGUCAUCGUUACCCUACAUGGGUGCAGCUCCUCAGUUGCCGCCCACAUCUGCACCGCCAGCCUCUGAACAACAACAAAUGCCGCAAUCAACUAUGGCCGCUGCUAAUACCACCAACGUCGGUGUCUUUAAUCCGGUCAAUCAACUACAGCAGUUGGGCAAUAUGCAGCCGAUGCAGUCAUUGCCACCAAUGCCACAAUUUCCGAAUGGCAUAAACGAUAGCGUCAAUGCCAUACCACCCGAUCAAUUACAUCAGCAGCAGUCAUUUCCACACCAUCUACAACUGCCCCAACAUUACGGCCCCCUACCGACGUCUCAGCCACCACAAAAUGCGUUUAUGACAUCACCACCCACAUCUGCCACGGGCAUGGCUCCAGGCAUGCUACCGCCCAGCAGUCAUGGCAUGCAUAAUCCAACAAACGGCGGCGAUCAAUUCAGUCAAUUACAACAUCAAAUGGCUGCAAUUUCGCUGGCAGGCGGCGUUAAUCAGCCGCAACGGUAAGACGUUGGUUGGCAUCGACAAUAACUACGUUGUCAUAACUUUUCUACUCGUCCCUCGUUUUGUUACAAAAUAUAUAUUAUAUCAACAUCUAGAACAACAAUGAGCUGCUCGCAACUGUUUGGCGCUCUCACAUAACAAAUAAAGAGUUGUGCAUUGCCUAGCAAUGUGCCUUCGCUUUGGAAAUAAGCGUACUUGCUAUGUAAUUAUGCGGCAUUUUGCCUGCCACCUAUUCAUCAACAUAUAUUUUGCUAUUGUUAUUAUUCCUCCUUAUGUCCGUAUUAUUCUCAGUCGCGUUGAAGGCAUAAAGGCGUCAUAUUUUAAUUGCUACUAUUAAUGUUAAGUUGUUUUUUUUUAAAUAUUGGACGAACCGAACGUAUUGUUUCCUAACCUGGUUACUUGUGCUGGCGAACAGACGUUGCAGAAGACAGUUACA
This is a messenger RNA of Bactrocera oleae (olive fruit fly), 3339 nucleotides long. RefSeq names its product signal transducing adaptor molecule (gene Stam). Gene Ontology annotation, molecular function: ubiquitin binding; phosphatidylinositol binding. Lineage: Eukaryota; Metazoa; Arthropoda; Insecta; Diptera; Tephritidae. Gene Ontology annotation, biological process: protein transport to vacuole involved in ubiquitin-dependent protein catabolic process via the multivesicular body sorting pathway. The record is from RefSeq and is a predicted model, not a curated record. Gene Ontology annotation, cellular component: ESCRT-0 complex.